Molecule: messenger RNA, 495 nt
Organism: Eutrema salsugineum
Lineage: Eukaryota; Viridiplantae; Streptophyta; Magnoliopsida; Brassicales; Brassicaceae
Product: small nuclear ribonucleoprotein E
Exons: 6
Coding region: 75-341 (88 amino acids)
Biological process (GO): mRNA splicing, via spliceosome; spliceosomal snRNP assembly
Cellular component (GO): U5 snRNP; U2 snRNP; U1 snRNP
Molecular function (GO): RNA binding
Source: RefSeq, a predicted model, not a curated record
GUUUUAGAGUUGAGUUCCUCUCAGAGAAAUUUUUUUCCUCCGAAGCUUCAGAGAGAUUUCAAACGUCGGCAACAAUGGCGAGCACGAAAGUACAACGCAUCAUGACCCAACCGAUCAACUUGAUUUUUAGGUUUCUUCAAAGUAAAGCUAGGAUCCAGAUUUGGCUAUUUGAGCAGAAAGAUCUGAGGAUUGAAGGAAGAAUUACUGGUUUUGACGAAUACAUGAAUCUAGUGUUAGAUGAAGCUGAAGAAGUGAGCAUCAAGAAGAACACAAGGAAACCACUUGGAAGGAUUCUACUAAAAGGAGACAACAUAACUCUGAUGAUGAACACGGGAAAGUGAUGUCUGUCUCAACAAACAAACUCUGUGGUGGAUUUGUAGAUCCGAUAUUAAAAUUAACCUUUUGGUUUGAUGUAAUGUUGAGUUUUCAUUACUUAAGAGGAUAAAGGUUGAAUUGUUUCAUAGUUCAUUAAGAUGAUUGAUUUUUGCUGCAACU